Molecule: messenger RNA, 752 nt
Organism: Lineus longissimus
Lineage: Eukaryota; Metazoa; Nemertea; Pilidiophora; Heteronemertea; Lineidae
Product: dynein light chain 2, cytoplasmic-like
Exons: 3
Coding region: 95-364 (89 amino acids)
Biological process (GO): microtubule-based process
Cellular component (GO): cytoplasmic dynein complex
Molecular function (GO): dynein intermediate chain binding
Source: RefSeq, a predicted model, not a curated record
ACCAUAAGUAGGCGUUGGAACUUCAUUCCUUAAAUUUACAGCAAUCCGGUUGUUUGUGUUCUCACAUUUCUUUCCCCAAAACAAAAAAAGCAAGAUGUCUGAGCGCAAGGCUGUUGUGAAGAAUGCUGACAUGUCUGAAGAUAUGCAGCAGGAUGCCAUUGAGUGUGCCUCCCAGGCAAUGGAAAGGUUCAACAUCGAGAAGGACAUCGCCGCUUACAUCAAGAAGGAGUUCGACAAGAAAUACAACCCAACUUGGCAUUGCAUUGUGGGGAGGAACUUCGGAAGUUACGUCACACACGAGACGAAACACUUCAUCUACUUCUACCAGGGACAAGUUGCCGUUCUCCUCUUCAAAUCCGGAUAGACACGACCGACACCUAUACUCUGAGCCGGAACUACAAAAGCAACAACAAAAUAUCGUGCAUCACAUCUUAUGGAAAAGUUCGACGAGUUACAACUUGUUUAGAUCUCCGCAAUCGGGUUCUUGAAGUAUGAACAGCUGAUCACUUGCCGAUCUCGAACUUUAUCUAGUCACAUCUCACAUCGCGCCAUCUAUCGGUACAGGAAGUGCAAAAUGAUGACGUAUGAACGCUGCGUAUACGUCCAACAAUUGACACUGUGCGCAGUCAAUGAUUCACGCCGAGCCAUAGUUGCCUCAAAUGUCAAUGCAACUCUGUAAAUGUUAUUUAAAAUCUGUUCGUGUAUAGAUGUUAUCUUUAUUAAAUAAAUACCAGUCCGGUAAAUUAUUUUUC